Messenger RNA from Anthostomella pinea, 807 nucleotides. The record is from the annotation of a GenBank genome assembly. NCBI's taxonomy places the organism in Eukaryota, Fungi, Ascomycota, Sordariomycetes, Xylariales, Xylariaceae.
AUGGAGGACGUCAAGAAAGGCGAGAGGCUCAUCCCAACGCCGAAAUGGUUCAUCGCCCUGCGCGUGCUCCAGAUCGUUAUCGCCGUGGUCGUCGUCGGCCUGGCGGGCUGGUGGAUUCAUGGGCUCUACUAUGAUGCACUCGGUUUCGCCAUCUUCUGCGGCCUCUUCACCUGGAUAAUAGCCCUCUACGCAAUCCUAACCGAGCACACGCCCGCCUGCCGCCGAGCCUACAACACGUGGGCGAUCCUGGCCCUCGACGGCGUCAUGGUCGUAUUCUGGCUGGCCGCGCUCGGCGCCGUCGCCCACCUGAGAUCGACGUUCACCGUCGACGUGCAGGCUUCGUGCUCCAGCGACGGAAGUGCCGUCAACUCGGGCCACUGCACCGUGUACAAUAAGCGUAACGACGACGAUGUCGUCGGCGUCGCAACUGACGGCGCGCUGGCUGUGCUGUCCGGCAUCGCGGGGAUCUGUGCUAUCGUCAUGCUGCUGUUCGUCGCGACGUUUGCGUACGUGUGUCAUUACUUUCGCCUCGCGUAUGUCGGGCGGGAGGGUGGUGGUAGCGACGGUGGUGAGGCGGAGAAGGGCGCUGGGGCCACGGAGUUGAAUGCUGGGAUCCCUCCGCAGCAGCAAUCACAACCGCUUCUGCAUCAGCAGAACCAGAAUGGCUGGGCCGGACAGCAACAGCAGCAGCAGCAGACUGGGUACCCGGUCUACGGUCAGGAUACGGCGUACGACCCGUAUGCUCCGCAAAACACGGUGUAUUCGCCUCAGCACGUUGGCCAUCCCCAGCAGACUUACAGCCACUAA